CAGCUUCUUGGAUUCUGCACCAAGCAAUCAGUUUUCUGUAUCUUCCACAUAUUCUAGCUUACAUUACUUCUCUUUAGGUCUCGUCUUUCUCUUCUUUCUCCUCUCUUCUCCUCUUCUUUCCUCCUGUUGUUUGCGUUCUUGGCCAAAUCUUCUUUCUUUCUCUUGUUGCUUGGUUGCACUUUAUUGGGAAAAAAAGAUCAGCAUUUCAGGUAGUUUUUUUGAAACAUAUGUUUCACUGUCUCAUUUACUGUACCUUGGCAUAGUUUGAGACCGCUCAAGAGGUUGCAAGAAACUAGAGAAGGUGAACUAACAAGGGAUCUGCUAAAAGAGAGGUGGAGGUUUGAUCUGAUUUAACUUUCAAUCAAGAAGAUGAAAAUUCAGUGUGAUGUGUGUGAGAAAGCACCAGCCACAGUGAUUUGUUGUGCUGAUGAGGCUGCCCUUUGUGAAAAAUGUGACAUAGAAGUUCAUGCAGCAAACAAGCUUGCUAGCAAACACCAAAGACUUCUUCUCCAGAGCCUCUCCAACAAGCUGCCUCCAUGUGAUAUAUGCCAAGAAAAGGCUGCUUUCAUUUUCUGUGUUGAAGACAGAGCCCUCUUUUGCCGGGAUUGUGAUGAACCAAUCCAUUCAGCUGGUAGCCUUUCUGCGAAUCACCAGCGGUUUCUGGCCACUGGAAUCCGAGUGGCUUUAAGCUCUAGUUGCUCCAAGGACACUCAAAAGAGUUCUUUAGAGCCACCGAAUCAGAGCGAACAACAAACUUCCAAGUUGCCUUGGCAGCAUGCAUCGAGUUUUGGCUCUUCUUGGGCUGUUGAUGAUUUUCUACAGUUCUCUGACUUUGAAGAAUCCACUGACAAGAAAGAGCAACUUGGGCUAGGAGAGUUUGACUGGCUGGCUGACAUGGGUCUUUUCAGUGAGCAACUUCCUCAGGAGGCUUUAGCAGCAGCUGAAGUUCCUCAACUUCCAAUCUCACCACCAACCAAUGUGAACUCACACAGACCCCCCAAAUUCAGCAUGCCCCAUAAGAAGCCUAGGAUUGAAAUCGAUGAUGAUGAGUUCUUCACCGUACCUGAUCUUGGCUGAACUCAUGGUGCUAAACUCCGCAGUUUGAGUUGAACUUUUGAAGAACGAUGCAUACUUUCAUAAGUACCUAUAUGCAUCUUUGUAUGUAUAUAGUCUGUAUUUACAUAAACAUGCAUGAAACUUCGUGUAUUUAGAGAGCUGAGAGUAGCAUCACAGUUAGUUCGAUGGAUUCAUUUUCUACCUUUUCCUGUAUUUUUGUUUGCCUUUGAAAGUGGAAUUACAUCAAUCAGUGCUCUUGAUUGUAAUAACAAAAAUAUAUAAUUCUCAACUAUUGCUCGUUUGCA
Populus euphratica (Euphrates poplar) is the source of this 1361-nucleotide messenger RNA. Its product is annotated as B-box zinc finger protein 24-like. The record is from RefSeq and is a predicted model, not a curated record. Gene Ontology annotation, cellular component: nucleus. Gene Ontology annotation, molecular function: zinc ion binding. Bases 370 to 1077 code for a protein of 235 amino acids. The transcript is spliced from 3 exons. Lineage: Eukaryota; Viridiplantae; Streptophyta; Magnoliopsida; Malpighiales; Salicaceae. Gene Ontology annotation, biological process: photomorphogenesis; regulation of DNA-templated transcription.